AUGUCUUCAACCGUCCUCUCCGACCCCGAAGCGCCGCUCUUCAGCACGGAGCUGAUCUCGCCGGCGGUCGCGGCGGCGCUGCCGGCGGGCUACACGGUGCGGCCGAUCCGGCGCAGCGACUACGCGCGGGGGUUCCUCGACGUGCUGCGGGUGCUGACGACGGUGGGCGACGUCGACGAGGCGGCGUGGGACGCGCGCUACGACUGGAUGAGCCGCCGCAACGACGAGUACUUCCUCAUCUGCGUGCUCGACGGCGCCGGAAAGAUCGUCGGCACCGGUGCGCUGAUUGUUGAGCGGAAGUUUAUUCAUAACCUCGGCCUUGUUGGACAUAUUGAGGAUAUUGCGGUCGCGAAGGAUCAGCAGGGCAAGAAGCUGGGUCUGCGCGUCAUUCAGGCGCUGGACUACGUUGCGGAGAAGGUGGGCUGCUACAAGACCAUCCUCGACUGCUCCGAAGCGAACGAAGGCUUCUACGUCAAGUGCGGCUUCAAGCGCGCCGGCCUGGAAAUGGCCCAUUACUACUAG
Lasiodiplodia theobromae is the source of this 522-nucleotide messenger RNA. Its product is annotated as Glucosamine 6-phosphate N-acetyltransferase. NCBI's taxonomy places the organism in Eukaryota, Fungi, Ascomycota, Dothideomycetes, Botryosphaeriales, Botryosphaeriaceae. Gene Ontology annotation, molecular function: monosaccharide binding; glucosamine 6-phosphate N-acetyltransferase activity. The transcript has 3 exons. Gene Ontology annotation, cellular component: endoplasmic reticulum-Golgi intermediate compartment; Golgi apparatus; endoplasmic reticulum. Gene Ontology annotation, biological process: UDP-N-acetylglucosamine biosynthetic process. The record is from RefSeq and is a predicted model, not a curated record. Bases 1 to 522 code for a protein of 173 amino acids.